Molecule: messenger RNA, 496 nt
Organism: Polypterus senegalus (gray bichir)
Lineage: Eukaryota; Metazoa; Chordata; Cladistia; Polypteriformes; Polypteridae
Product: C-X-C motif chemokine 9-like
Exons: 4
Coding region: 68-364 (98 amino acids)
Biological process (GO): antimicrobial humoral immune response mediated by antimicrobial peptide; neutrophil chemotaxis; inflammatory response
Cellular component (GO): extracellular region
Molecular function (GO): CXCR chemokine receptor binding; chemokine activity
Source: RefSeq, a predicted model, not a curated record
CUUCAGAACAUAAAAGGAAGUCAGAGGAGGAGGAAGAAGAGAAAACCGACGCCUCAGCCUGUCAACCAUGAGCUGCAAAGUGAUUCUGGUCAUCGCCCUCGUCGUGUCGGCCGUCUGCGCUCAGCAACUAACAAGUAAUGGCCCCCGCUGCUUGUGCAUGAGGGUCAGGGAUAAACUGAUGAGCCCACCAAAACUCAUCAAGAGCAUGGAAAUCUACCCACCAAGCAGCUCCUGUGAAAAAGUGGAAAUUGUGGUGAAACUAAAAAGUGGAGCUCAGUACUGCUUGGACCCCAAUGUCAAGAAAAUAAGAGACAUUGUAAUGAAUCUCCAAAAGUCUCAAUCUCAAAGCCAAACUAAGCAAUGAUGAAGGACAACAGGAGUUCAGCUCAAAGGCCUUAAAUUCUUUAAGAAGUCCGACAGGACCUGGUGGUGUACCAUCAAGAAGAUUAUCAGUUUUAUCUAUUCUAAUGCUUUUAUUUAAUUUUUUUUUUAUUUU